Ziziphus jujuba (common jujube) is the source of this 2222-nucleotide messenger RNA. RefSeq lists its product as uncharacterized. NCBI's taxonomy places the organism in Eukaryota, Viridiplantae, Streptophyta, Magnoliopsida, Rosales, Rhamnaceae. The record is from RefSeq and is a predicted model, not a curated record. Gene Ontology annotation, cellular component: Golgi apparatus. The transcript has 2 exons. The coding region runs from base 283 to 1998 and encodes 571 amino acids.
CAGCUGGUAAUGCGCAUAUCGCUCACUGCUCACAGCUCACUCUAGGAAUUGCCCUAUGUAGUUUAAUCAUCAUGGCCCAUUUUUUUGACUAUAAAAAAAAAAAUAUUUUUUUAAUCACAGACUCUCAGAUUUCUAGCAAGCUCUGCCCCAGCUCAUACUCUCUCUCUCUCACUCACACCGUCUAACCCCUUUACUGGUUUUCUAAAGAUUGUUGCUUGGCUUUUCAUGUGAUAGGAAAAAGAAAAAAAGAAAAAGGGUAGGCUUUCUGGGUGGUGUAGAAUAAUGUUAGGUAGUCGGACUUCGUUUUCGCGAUAUGGAAGCUUUCGGCCUGAGAAUUUAGGCCAACAUGCCCUUGCCAUGAUUGGAAACCUUUGCUUCACGCUUUUUGUGCUUGGGGUCUUGAUCUUCACCAUUAUUGCUGCUACUUAUGAACCCGAAGAUCCUUUGUUUCACCCAACAACCAAGAUCACCACCUUCCUCACAUCCACCUCCAAUGCCACUUUCAAAUCUGAUAACACUGUAGUUAGGACUGGUGAGGAUUUCAUGGCUGCCAAUCAAUCUGCAUUCUCUACUUUCAUUAAUAUAACCGAUGUUGCCACUGUAACCGAAGGCGAAAACAUGGUUGUUAAUGAUGCGAACCCUUCUGAAUGUGAUGGCAAUGUGGAUAGCCCCAUUGACUGUAGGGACCCAGAAGUGUUCCAUUUGAUGAUGACAGCCACAAUAGAAGCGUUUAAGGAUAUUCAUUUUUAUAGGUUUGGGAAACCAGUUCGUGGAUCCAAUGAGAGCACAUGCGAUAUGGCCUGGCGGUUUAGGCCUAAAGAAGGGAAAGCUGCUGCUUUUUACAAGGAUUAUCGGAGGUUUGUGAUUUUGAAAUCUGCAAAUUGUACUCUAAGUGUAGGUGGGAUUGGAGAUUACCACAGUGGUGGGAAUGCGAGGAAGAGGAAGAGGAAUCAGAAGCCAGGGUUUGAGAAGACACCUGCAAAACUAGAAGGAGCUAAUGCUCUGCCCGUUGUUGGGGAGAUUGUGAAUGAUACCCUUCCGGUGGUUGAGUCUGAAGGAUCGUUUAGUCAUGGUAAGUACUUGAUUUAUGUAGGUGGUGGAGAUAGAUGCAAGAGCAUGAACCAUUACUUGUGGAGUUUCCUUUGUGCUUUGGGUGAAGCUCAAUAUCUGAACAGAACUUUGGUUAUGGAUUUGAGUAUAUGUCUAUCUUCAAUAUAUACUUCAUCCAACCAGGACGAGGAAGGGAAAGAUUUCAGGUUUUACUUUGAUUUUGAACAUUUGAAAGAGUCUGCAUCUGUGUUAGACCAGGGGCAGUUUUGGUCAGAUUGGAACAAAUGGCAGAAGAAAGAUGGGCUGAAUCUUCAUCUUGUGGAGGAUUUUAGGGUCACACCUGUGAAACUUAUGGAAGUCAAAGAUACUUUGAUUAUGAGGAAGUUUGGGUCUGUGGAACCAGAUAAUUAUUGGUAUAGAGUGUGUGAAGGAGAGACAGAGUCAGUUGUUCAGCGGCCUUGGCAUUUGUUAUGGAAAUCAAGAAGAUUGAUGGAUAUAGUGUCGGCAAUCUCAUCAAAAUUGAAUUGGGAUUAUGACUCUGUACAUAUUGUGAGAGGAGAUAAGGCAAGGAACAAGGAGCUCUGGCCCAACCUUGAUACAGAUACAUCGCCUGAUAGGCUGCUCUCAACCUUGCAGGAGAAAAUUGAAGAUGGCAGGAACCUUUAUAUUGCAACAAAUGAACCUGAUACAUCUUUCUUUGACCCUUUGAAAGACAAGUACUCUACUCAUUUCCUUGAUGAGUACAAAGAACUUUGGGAUGAGAACAGUGAGUGGUACUCUGAAACAACGAAACUAAACAAUGGUGUUCCGGUUGAAUUUGAUGGUUACAUGAGGGUUUCAGUUGAUACAGAAGUGUUCUUGAGAGGGAAAAAGCAGAUUGAAACUUUUAAUGAUCUCACUAAUGAUUGCAAGGACGGUAUCAACACUUGCAGCAAAUCGGUGAGCUAGUCCCAAACACACAAGAGGUUUGAAAUUUGUUAUUUGCUAUAUUGGAGAAAUAUCACGUGUACUUUUAGCUAUUUCCUUUGUUGCAUUUGAGAAAUUGUAAAACUUUAAUUGAUAGUUUUUAGUGUGAAGUAGCAUUACCAUGAGUUUUGUACCUGUAGAAAUGCUAGUGCCAUCACUGGGAAUGUUGUGAGCUUUAAGUUGAAUAUUGAGUUUGUUUUUGUUCA